Messenger RNA from Sphaerulina musiva SO2202, 1120 nucleotides. RefSeq names its product UPF0075-domain-containing protein. Lineage: Eukaryota; Fungi; Ascomycota; Dothideomycetes; Mycosphaerellales; Mycosphaerellaceae. Gene Ontology annotation, molecular function: phosphotransferase activity, alcohol group as acceptor; ATP binding. The record is from RefSeq and is a predicted model, not a curated record. Gene Ontology annotation, biological process: amino sugar metabolic process; peptidoglycan turnover. Bases 205 to 1059 code for a protein of 284 amino acids. The transcript has a single exon.
GGCGAAUUUGUCGCAUCCGCAUUACAGCAAUUCGCCACCGAAAAGGGCUUCGACUUGCAAACUGAUGUCGAUCUCAUCGGUGGCCAAGGCCAAACUCUCUGGCACUUGCCUCUUCCCGAUUUAUUCCCCGGCCGCGACGUCUCGCGAGCACAUUUGGACAUUUCUGAGAUUUCCAUCAUCGCCGCGAACACGGGGAUCACCACCAUGGGAAAUUUUCGCGUGUCGGAUCUGGCGCUGGGAAGGCAGGGGUGUCCCAUUUUCUCCGCUCUGGAUAGUUUGCUCGUGAACCAUGCGACGAAGAACCGAGCGGUGCAGAAUAUUGGCGGGAUAGCGAAUUUUUCUAUUAGUCCCGCGGGAGAUGUUCGAGGGCAUUAUGAUUUGGAUACGGGGCCGGGAAAUGUUUUUAUUGAUGCUGCUGUGCGCUACUUUACGCAGGGACAGCAAGAAUAUGAUCACAAUGGGCGAAUGGGCGCACAAGGUCGUAUCGAUCAGAAGAUGGUCGAUGAAGUUCUUUCCGGGCCGUAUUUCCAACAUGACAUUCCCAAAACUACAGGCAGAGAGACAUUCGGCGACAGUUUUGCCGAAGACAUUUGCAAGAAAAUGUUGACGCAGAAUGGAGCAGCGACUCCGGAAGAUUGCAUUGCCACCAUCACCCGCAUCACUGCGCAAUCACUACUCGACCACUAUCGCCGCUACGCUCCCGUACCACUCGACGAGGUGUUUCUUGGCGGGGGCGGAUCCUAUAAUCCCAACAUUAUCAACUAUCUCCGAGAGAACAUGCCCCACACUCGCUUUGCCAUGAUUGACGAACUCGGCAUCCCCGUGGGCGCCAAAGAGGCCUUGGGGUUUGCUCUGUAUACGUGCGAAGGCUUCGUGGGCAGACCGCUGAUGGUGCCGCGACGCACGGAGAGCGAGCGUGCGGGAGUGAUUGGCCAUGUGCAGGCGGGAGACAAUCAUUUUGACUUGAGGAGACGUGUUGUGAAUUUCUGGGGAGAUUGGGCGGCGGAUCAGGUGCUGCCUACGACGAAAAUGGUCUUUGAAGGCAUGGAAUCCACCUAAGGUAUACUCAGGUAGGACUCAAUGACAACGACACCCUUGACGAAAAGUGUGUAUAUUCUAC